Molecule: messenger RNA, 690 nt
Organism: Lecanosticta acicola
Lineage: Eukaryota; Fungi; Ascomycota; Dothideomycetes; Mycosphaerellales; Mycosphaerellaceae
Source: the annotation of a GenBank genome assembly
AUGCCACGAUCCUCCGGACCGUCACGGCGACUCGCAACAGUCUUGCUCCUGUUCGUGGUCAUAGCUGGAGUCAUCUUUCUCUCCACGUCCCGCAACAGUCCGAUCGAUGUUCUGAGCCCCCUGAACGGGCCUGGCGCCGCAUCUCCACCGCACGACGAUACGACCAUCGACCAGACGACACUCAGCGGUCACGCCAUUGCCCCAAAGCUGGGAAACGAGACAGCAAAAGAAGAAUUGGGACGAGCGGCAUGGAAGCUGCUACACACAAUAAUGGCGAGAUUUCCGGACAAGCCCACCCAGGAUGAGAGUGCGGCUUUGAAAAGCUACAUCCAUCUCUUCCAGAGACUCUACCCGUGCGGCGAGUGUGCUGAGCACUUUGGACAGCUUUUGAAGAAGUUCCCGCCCCAGGUUUCAUCCCGUUCCGCAGCAGCUGCGUGGGCGUGCCAUGUGCACAAUAAAGUCAACGAGAGGCUGAAGAAGGAGCUAUUUGAUUGCGCCAACAUUGGCGAUUUCUAUGACUGUGGCUGUGCUGAAGACGGCGAUGAGAAGGAGGAGAAGAAUAAGAAGAAAUCUGGCGGGUUUGACACGCCGUCUGGAAAACCGGAGAUGAGUGACGAGGCCAAAGAGAAGCUCCACACGAAUGGACGGGAUUUCAACAUGGAUCUCCUCCGGGCAGGUCGAGAUGUCUAG